Cladophialophora yegresii CBS 114405 is the source of this 1962-nucleotide messenger RNA. RefSeq lists its product as uncharacterized. Lineage: Eukaryota; Fungi; Ascomycota; Eurotiomycetes; Chaetothyriales; Herpotrichiellaceae. The transcript has a single exon. The coding region runs from base 1 to 1962 and encodes 653 amino acids. The record is from RefSeq and is a predicted model, not a curated record.
AUGAUACCCGCAUCCGAGUUUAUAUGGUCCCACAAGAAUCCUUACCCUUCAACACCGAUCUCGACCACGACUUCUGCUUUUCUACUCAUAUUCUUCGGUAGAUGGACAUAUCGGCGAGUCCAGCAGGCCCUAGGUGAAAAGGACCCAAUGCGAACCUCCCGUCAAAUCUUCCUCUUUAUUACCUUGUGCAUAUUGCUUUUCCCAGCCUGGCGGAAGAAAGAUUAUGUUCACUUCCACCCUAUCGACAUGCUGCUGUACGACGCCAAGCUCCAUCACGACAGAUACCUCGAGACUGUUGGCGACACUGUUUCCCUGGGCGAAACCGUCGCUCGGUACCGGCAGAGAUAUAACCGCAAUCCUCCGCCUGACUUCGACGUCUGGUUUGAGUAUGCGAAGAACAGAUCAGCGCUGAUUGUUGACGAGUUCGACCAGAUCUAUGACGAUCUAUUACCGUUUCAAGCCAUUCCACCCGCCGACCUGAGAAGGCGGACCUGGGAAAUGGUGUCGAAUCCCUGGAACGAAAUCUCCGGGAUCACGAUCCGCAGCGGAGAAGCAAAGGUGCAGGAAAAUGUACUGCCCACGCAUCGAUGGAUGCUCGAGGGCGUGGCCGUCCUCAUCAACAGUUUCGCGCAAUACCUGCCCGACAUGGAUCUAGCGUUCAAUCUCAACGACGAGUCGAGAGUCGCUGUUCCGUACGAGCAGAUACAACAUCUCCGCCGACAGUCCCUCUCACAGGACAUGAGCGGCAGUGCAAGCUGGUCUGCCGACCGCGCAGCUGGCUGGCUCCCAAUCCCCGAGCAUGAAUACAGGGAAAGCGUCUUCCGUGAAAACUCGUGGCGCAACAGCUUCCGCAUGUUCGGCUCAGCGGGCUGUCCUCCCUCCUCGCUAGCAAGGAACUCUCCGCAAAUAUCAUCCCACUCACACCUCUGCGGCGCUUGCGUGGCGCCUCAUUCUUUGGGCCAGUUUCUCGCCAAUUGGACCGACGCCGCAGACAUCUGCCACCAACCCGACAUGGCGCAUCUGCACGGCUUCUACCUCUCCCCCGCAGCGUUCAAGGCCUCACAUCAGCUUAUGCCCGUCUUCUCGCAGUCCAAACCCCACGGCUACAACGAUAUUCUGUACCCUUCCGCCUGGAACUACAUGGACAAAGUGGUCUACAAGCCCGUUCCUCCAAGCGGCACACCCGGCGCCGAGGACGCCAACCCGGGCUUCCCAGACCCGCCCUUCUCGGCCAAAAAGAACGUGUUGUUCUGGCGCGGCGCGACUUCCGAGGGCGUCUCCUCCGAAAGCACCGCAUGGCGCGGCAUGACGCGCCAACGCCUCGUGCACAUGUCCAAUAACCUGACCACGCACCCGCACGACAAGGUGACCAUCCUCCUCCCCAACCCGGCCGACCACACCAAGUACAAGUACCAAACCCUCCCGGGCCCGGCAGUCAAACAACUAGGCUUAGCCACGGAUAUCGCGAUCGUGGACUUCAUCGCCCGCUGCGGCGGCCACGACUGCGACGACCAAAAGGCCGAGUUCGCCUUACUCCCGCCCUCGGACUUCCAGGCCCACUGGGGGUUCAAGUACCUGUUUGACCUGGACGGGGCGGGCUUCUCGGGCCGCUUCCUCCCCUUCCUCCAGUCGCACAGCCUGCCGUUCAAGACGGCGCUGUUCCGCGAGUGGUACGACUCGCGCCUCACCGCGUGGCUGCACUUUGUGCCGCAGGACGGGCGGCUUCAUGGUAUGUGGUCGACGCUCGCGUACUUUGCCGGCGUCGACGGCACGAUGUGGGGGCAGAAGAUCUGGUGGAAGGGCCACGACGCCGAAGGGGAGAUGAUUGCCGAGGCGGGCCGCGAGUGGGCGGGCAAAGUGCUCCGCAAGGAGGACAUGGAGUGUUAUUUCUUUCGCCUGUUGCUGGAGUGGGGCCGCUUGACGGACGACCGGAGGGACGAAUUAGGGUUUGUGGUGCCGUGA